GAGAGGGUCCUUUGGGAAGAGUCACAAAGCGAUUCCGUCAGAGCAGCGAGGAGUCAUCCGCGUCGGACAUCACCGACUCUACAGCGCGUCCUGGAUCACGGGACUGAGGCAAAGCCGGGGACAAAAGAGUGAAGAGAAGAAGAAAGAAGUGCCAGACAAUGAUGACAUCCGAUCCGGGCGCUGGUGGAUCUCUUUUUCUGCCCUUCUGACAGCUCAAACUUUGGAUCUUAGCGCGUCGGGAUUGACUUUCAGCGUGGAGUCAAUUUCUGUUCCUGUCAUCCUUUAACGCCGAGAUUUAAAUGUUUGGACACUUUGGAUCUCAGUUCUCUUGUGUGAUUCGCGCUCAGUUGUAGGAUCCACUCCAUUAGCUGGACCAGAGGAAUAAAGAGCGCAGUGCGUGAUUUCGGCAGAGGCGCACGCAGUGGCGGACAGGAGCGCGUCCGCGUUGAUCCAGCAGCGGGACAAGCGCGCAUUCGGGAAGAGAGACAACAGCGCACGUUCGUUCAUGUUUGGGAUCCAGGAGAGCAUCCAGAGAAGCGGCAGCGGUCUGAAAGAGGAGCCGCUGGGAGGCAUGAACGUCCGGAGCUGGAUGCAAGGGGGCGGCGUGCUGGACGCCAACACGGCCGCCCAAAGUGGAGUUGGCCUGGCCCGGGCUCACUUUGAGAAGCAGCCGCCAUCCAACCUGCGGAAGUCCAACUUCUUCCACUUUGUCCUGGCUUUGUACGACCGGCAGGGACAACCGGUGGAGAUCGAGAGGACCAACUUCGUGGAUUUCAUCGAGAAAGAGAAGGAGACAAGCGGAGAAAAGACCAAUAACGGGAUUCAUUACAGGCUGCAGCUUCUGUACAGUAACGGCAUCAGAACAGAGCAGGACUUCUACGUUAGACUCAUAGACUCCAUGACUAAACAGCCAAUUGUUUACGAAGGCCAAGAUAAGAAUCCAGAGAUGUGCAGAGUGCUGCUGACGCAUGAGAUCAUGUGCAGUCGGUGCUGUGACAAGAAGAGCUGUGGAAACCGUAAUGAGACACCCUCAGACCCUGUUAUCAUCGACAGAUUUUUCCUCAAGUUUUUCCUCAAGUGCAACCAGAAUUGUUUAAAGAAUGCAGGAAACCCACGAGACAUGAGAAGGUUCCAGGUGGUUGUUUCAACUACGGUGAGCGUGGAGGGACACGUCCUGGCUGUCUCCGACAACAUGUUUGUCCAUAACAAUUCAAAACAUGGCCGAAGGGCCCGCAGGCUCGACCCUGUGGAGGGAACACCAUCUUACCUUGAGCACGGAGCAGCUCCCUGCAUUAAAGCUAUCAGUCCCAGUGAGGGCUGGACUACGGGAGGCGCCACCGUCAUCAUCAUAGGGGACAACUUUUUCGACGGCCUUCAGGUUAUCUUCGGUACCAUGCUGGUUUGGAGCGAGCUGAUAACGCCACACGCCAUCCGGGUGCAGACGCCUCCCAGACACAUCCCAGGGGUCGUAGAGGUCACUCUGUCCUACAAGUCUAAACAGUUCUGCAAAGGGACACCAGGGAGGUUCAUAUACACAGCACUGAAUGAGCCAACCAUAGACUACGGUUUCCAGAGGCUUCAGAAGGUUAUCCCUCGGCACCCAGGGGACCCCGAGAGGCUUCCAAAGGAAGUUAUUCUAAAAAGAGCUGCAGACCUGGUGGAAGCCCUCUAUGGACUGCCUCAUAAUAACCAGGAGAUCAUCCUUAAACGAGCGGCAGAUAUUGCAGAAGCUCUCUACAGCGUUCCUCGAGGACACACCCAGCUCUCCAGCUCAACUCACUCGAGCAUGAUGGGAGUGAACUCCUUCACCGGACAACUGUCCGUCAACGUUUCCGAACCCUCACAAGCCAAUCAGGGGUUUGUACGCAGCAGCAGCAGCGUGUCACCCCACGGUUAUGUACCCAGCUCUACACCUCAGCAGACCAGUUACACCUCAGUCAGUAGCACCAUGAAUGGCUACACCAACAACGCCGGCAUGACCAACCUCGGAGGCUCGCCCACUUUCCUCAACGGCUCUGCGGCCAACUCGCCUUAUGCUAUUGUUCCAUCCAGUCCCACCAUGGCCUCCUCCACAUCCCUACCAUCCAACUGCUCUUCCUCUUCUGGAGUCUUCUCCUUCUCUCCAGCCAACAUGGUGUCAGCUGCCGUUAAGCAGAAGUCUGCCUUCGCUCCGGUGGUCAGACCCUCAUCGUCCCCUCCACCUUCCUGCACCAGUGCUAACGGAAACGGACUCCAAGAUCAAACAUUUGUGGACUCUAGCAAGUACUCAUCAGCUGCCUCUCUACAAGGCCUGGCCUUCACCUGAACCAUCCCGGGGAUGAUCAUCCCGCCCAUGUAGAGGUGUGAGUGUGUGAUCGUGUGUUUCUGUAAGAGUUGAACACACUCUGUCGCUGAUCCCGAAGGAGGAUUUGGUGUAAGUCAGACUCCGGUCGCGGAUGGAAGCAUCCGUCUAUAGCUGAAGGAACAAAACCAACUCAGGCCCUUUUUAACACAAAAGAACAAACACAAGAAGAACAAAAAACUGCAAGAAAAUUGUCAUUUGGACAUUAUGCACUGUAAGGCUUUUAUAGGAGAACGGCCACGCCUGCGUUAUGAUUCUCUACGAUUGAAGGAAGAGAAAAUUUCCUUCCUUACAUUUCUAUUUUUCUUUUUGUGAAACAGGUGAUGUGUUUUAAUUUUCUUCAACUGUAAAAUGAGCGGUUUUCUAUUUAUGACGUCACCGAAGGAGAAUAAUGUGAAGAUCUGAUGACGCUGAGUUUAAAUGAGGAAGGAGGUACCGGGGUCUGAUCCAGCCAACACAGACAAGCCAAACCAGAUUCGCCAAAUUCCCACCCCACUCAUCAGCUUUCAGACCAACAUUUCUCCUCUCUAGAUUCAGCUGAAGGACUCAGAUGUUUCCCAGCAUCACAUGAUGUUGCAGUCAAAGCAAAACCAGUGUUUACUUUCAGCUUACAUCUGCUUUCAUAUGUUAGAUUUUAUAUUAGAUGUACAAAAUGAUGUUUUGUUUAUUGCCGAAGUGAAAUAAAUUCUACAAGUGAUUUUUUUUACUAGAUUUGGUAAUAACUAAUUUUAUGCAGCUGGAUGCCAACAGAUGUUCUGAGUCCUCCCUCCGUUUCUGCAACCAAAUCUGAAGUUGGUGUGAACUGUCCACUUUUAGGAGAAAGAACAUGUCUUAAAGGACUGCUGCCAUUUUGAUUUUGAUUUUUUUUUUUUUUUUUUUUGUAUUUAUGAUAUUUGCUUUGUAGAGUUUUUCAUAGAUAAGUUCAUUCUUGUUUUUCUGGUUUGCUGCAUUGUUAAAAUUAUAAUGGUGGCCAAUCAGAUUUGAACUGGUUCAUGUGGCUGUUUGGAUGAGAGAAUUAGCCAAUGAUGUUGCUGCUCUGGGAGGAAUGUUUGAUCAAAAAUCUGCAGCUCAGUAUUAAAGUCCAUCCUUGUCUUAAAUUAUGAACAUCGAUGUGAGAAUUCGCAAAAUUUUAUUCUAAAAUUUUAGUAAAAAAUUAUUGUUAGUUCAGUUCAAAAUGCUGCAAGCUGAUUUAUGUUAUGACCUUAAAACUCUUUACAACUAAAAGUGCCAAGAAAGUCAGAGAGGUGAUGGAAACAUUUGAUUCAGUGAGAAAUAGGAAAUAUUAUUAUUUUGCAGGAUUUUUGUCACUUUUUGCAUUUAUUUCAUAAAUGAGAGUUGUUUUAAACUUACUGCGUUCCCUUGCCUUCCACUCAAGUGUUUUAUGUGCACAAAAAUGUAAGAAUCAGAUCAAAUUUAUUUAUCUAAUAUUUGUUAUUUCAUUCAAAUUUGAAGCGAAUCUUUGAAAAACCUCUACACAAGAGGUAAACAGAAAACAUGCAGUUUGUUGUGUAAAGCUAUGGAUCAUCUGCAAAGAAAGGUAAUUGCUCAUUGGGUAAAUGUGUGUUGUCUUUCAAUCAUUUUGACAUACUUUAACACUGCAAAAAAACUAUUUUCAAGAAAGUUUUUAAAAGCCUUAUUUUAGUCAUUUUGUCUUCAUUUUGGUUUAAAGAAUUCUGGCCAACCAACGUUUGCUUACCCCAUUGGAAGGUUGUUUUAUUCAAAACAAGAAAAUUUAACAUAUCAAAGAAUAUUUACCUUAUUUCAAGUAAUGCAGUUUUUCUUUUUAGACUAAAAUAAAAUAAAAUGACUUUUAUUUACUUUCUUGAAAAUUAAAUUUUGCUAUGUAGUUGCAAUAAAUGCAAACCAACUAUACCAGAUUUUUAAAAGUUAAUUCCUGUCUUUUAUUUUUUAAUGCAAUUUUAGGCUGCAAUUUAGAACCAAGACAAUUAAAACAAAAAACUCUGGGUUAGCCACUAGAGAAGGACAAUUUUUGAGGAUCUACACACAAUUUCUGCAUAUGUUCUGUUAAUUAGGACCAAUGCAUUUGCUUUAUUAUGAAAUCUGACUAAAUCCUCCACACAGGAUUUGCUUCCUCUCUAAGAAUGUAUGAUGUCACAAAUUUAAAUCUUCAGUGUGUUUCUCAACAGUCUUAAUGUGUGUUAUGUGUAAUUUCACCAAAAUCACCUUUUUUGACAGAUGACUGCAGUCUAAUAUUACAGCGUGUGAUGUUUUACGUAACUUUGUUUAACACAUAAUCAGAAACAGAAAGGCUUCAAUAAGCAUGACUGGUGUGUUCACAAAAUGUCACGAUUGGUUCAUAUUUGAUCUUUACCCUAACUGACAUUUAUACUGCAAAAACUGAUUACCAAGAAAAAAAAAUUAAAUCCAACUCUUUAGACAUUUUUUCUUGUUUUUAGUCUAAAGAGAAAAAAUGUUAUCAACAAAUAAAAACACUACUUGAAAUAACAUAAAUAUACUUAAAUUUGACUAAAAUUUCUUGUUGCUCACAACAAGCUGGUUCUGUUGGAGGUUUUGUCCUGUUAAAGGGGAGUUUUUCCUCUCCACGGUCGCUACAUGCUUGCUUAGCAUGAAGAUUGCUGUAAAGUCUCUGACACAACAAGUCAGUGAUUUGACGCUUUCUGCUGGGUUCCUUAUAUAGGAAAUUUAACCAAUUGGCACUGAACUCAAUUGGAAUGUUGACUUUGUGAAGUGCCUUGAGACGACUGAAUAAACUGAAUAGAAAUUUUCAGUGUAAAAGUCUGCCGGGGUGAGCAAAAGUAAAACAAGCAACCUAUGCUUACCUCAUUGGCAAAUUUUUACUAGAAAGUUUGAUCAUAUUUAAGAAUAUUUAUCUUAUUUUAAGUAGUUCUGAUUUUGCAGAAAUCAGCCACAGGAAAUCUUUAUAAACUAUUAAGGCGAGAUAAAAUGUUUUAAAACAUUUUACUUUUCUUGAAAAUCAAUUUUUGCAGUGUACAUGCUGAACAGGAAUGAUUUGCAAUCAAAUAAAUCUCGUCAAAAUAAAGGUAUCAUGAAAGAAUUGUGAAAAACGAGGGUAGUUGUCAAGAUUUAAAUAAAAAGUCUUAUAACGGAUGUGUUUUUAGGAAAAAAUGAUGUUUACAUCCCAAAAUAGGUGUGACAGGAUUUAAAUUUUACAAAGAUAUCAUGUUGUUUUUGAAUGAUUGUGUUUGUUAAAAGCCAUAUUUCCACAGGUUGUCAAUCAGACUGAUUUAAGCCAUGAUGUGUUUGUUUUUAUUAGGAUGGAAGAAGGACGUUUUAUUCAGUUUGUCAUGUUGGUAUAUUCUUAUAGCAUCAUUUUGUUGUGUAUUUAGAUUUAAAAUCUCUGUUAUAUUUAAUAAUGUAUGAUUGCAUCUUAUGCAGCUGAGUUUCAGAUGGAACAAAACAACCCAAUGAAGGAAAUGUUUCUCUUCUUCCCCUUUCCAAGCUUUAAAUAUUAAUUUUUUUGUCUGUUUUAUGUGUGUAUGUAAAUUAGACUUACUCUUCUCCCAUAUCACCCCUCCAUUUGUAACUUUUUCUGAAUUUUCUCUAUAAAAUAAAUGAGCCACCUAUUUUAUUUGAUCUCAGUCCUGGGCCUGGAGACCACUGUUCUGGUUGCUUCUGAAUGUUACACAUGACUGUCAGGAAAAUAUGUGACAUUUCAGAGCAGAAAGGGGGUUUUAUGGCUAUUUAAUGAAAUACUUGUAAAGUAAAGAUGGAGAGCACUUGCUUGAUAGCAGUAAAAUCAUUUAUUCUGGCUUGUAUGCGUUCAGGGCAUCAAGACGACGAGUAAAGGGGAAACUACUGUAAAAAUGAUUACGUUGAUUUUGUAAUAUUUUGAACUUUGAAGUGUAAAAUAACUUUUUGACUUUCACUAUAUUUAAUUAAAGUUCUUUCAUCUCUGAGAAAAAAA
Messenger RNA from Nothobranchius furzeri (turquoise killifish), 6248 nucleotides. Its product is annotated as transcription factor COE1-A. Gene Ontology annotation, molecular function: RNA polymerase II cis-regulatory region sequence-specific DNA binding; DNA-binding transcription factor activity, RNA polymerase II-specific. NCBI's taxonomy places the organism in Eukaryota, Metazoa, Chordata, Actinopteri, Cyprinodontiformes, Nothobranchiidae. Gene Ontology annotation, biological process: regulation of transcription by RNA polymerase II. The record is from RefSeq and is a predicted model, not a curated record.